Melanotaenia boesemani (Boeseman's rainbowfish) is the source of this 2186-nucleotide messenger RNA. Its product is annotated as coxsackievirus and adenovirus receptor homolog. Gene Ontology annotation, biological process: immune response; cell surface receptor signaling pathway; cellular response to lipopolysaccharide. Bases 51 to 611 code for a protein of 186 amino acids. The record is from RefSeq and is a predicted model, not a curated record. Gene Ontology annotation, cellular component: external side of plasma membrane. NCBI's taxonomy places the organism in Eukaryota, Metazoa, Chordata, Actinopteri, Atheriniformes, Melanotaeniidae. The transcript is spliced from 4 exons.
UACUUCACGUUCACUGCAGCGACUCUGAGGUGUGUUUUAGCCGGGGAACAAUGUCCAGAAGAAUUACUACACUUCUCCUCCUCGCGUUCAUGUUUACAUCGACUUCUUUUCGUGACGGACAGACAAACAUCAAAGCUGAACCUGGACAUGACGUCUCUCUGCCAUGUAGAGCUGGACAUGAUGGAGACAUUGAUGCUGUGGAGUGGACCAGACCUGAUCUGGAUUCGCCUAAAUAUGUUCUGUUGUUCAGGAACGAGCAACUUGAUCCAGAAAACCAGCAUCCAUCUUUCCAGAACCGUGUGGAUCUUCAGGACGGACAGAUGAAGGAUGGAGACGUGUCUCUGAUUCUGAAGAAGGUGACAGCUAAUGAUACAGGAACAUAUGAAUGUAGAGUCUCCCAGAAAGGAAGAACCCGCAGGAAGAGAGCUAAUCUGAGCUCUGAUCCAAUCAGCAUCAUCUACCUGGAAGUUGUUAAACCAGAGAACCCUGCAGAGACCUCUGAGCUUUGGAAGUUGUUGCUGCUGGUUGGAUGUGUUUUAGUCUCCAUUGUUUUCAUCCUCUGUAUUUGUCUCUACCGACGGAGGUCCAAGCCAGACCCUGAUACUCUUUAAAGGACCGACCUGGAUCCAGAGGCUGAGACAAGGAGGUGGGGGGUGGGGGGGGGGGUCCUCUGAGCUCCAAUCUGACGGCCGUUUUGUGUGUUUCGCCGCCAUUUUUGCAGCAGCAACCUGGUAUCUGCUGCUGUCUGCAAAGACAGACACAGACUAGAUAUCUGGACUGGUGACGGUAGGCAGGGCCCACAGUUACUGAUGGAGGUUUUUAUCUGGCAGAUUUACGACAAUAACCAGAAGAGAGAAAAUAGAAACAAGAAAAAAAGUCCUCCCCAUCCCAGUAAUACGUUACUGUACUAACCAGAUGGUUUAGUAGUAGUCAGUCCCUGCAGACCAGUGAUCCUGAUAAAUCCCAUUUAUCGUUGUAAACCUAGAAGCAAUGUGGGACAGUUAUGAGCGACUCUGCAUCACCUGCCUGCACACGGUGGUAACCAGGGGUUACGCCGGUUUCACAGCUGCCUUCUGGAAACUAGAAUAGAAUGAAUAUGAACCGCGGGGAGAAUAAAGUUCCCAGCAUGUCUGAUCAGGUCCAUCAGGCCUCAUCCGAAGUGUAGAGCAGAAUCUCUCCGUGUCUCAGCCCAGCAUGAAGUACAACUUCAUUCAGAUUUAGUAAAUCCCACUUCUCUGAUCUGCAGUUUCCUCAUUCAAAGACAAAACAUGCAUACGUUUCACGUUUCAUGUUCGAAUAAUAAAACGUGUUUCAUGCUUUUACAAUAAUCUGUGAGGUGGAAGUCUGAAUGGUUUUUGUUUGUGCUGCAGGUCUACGCUUCGUAACUUUUCACGUUCUCUCCCAGAUUAGUCAUUUCCUCUCAGCAGCAGGCAGCGCCUCGUCUGCUAGCCCGUUAGCAAUAACUAGCAUAAUAAACACGACUUAUUAAACUUGAAACACAGAAUCUAAUGCUGGACUGACAACGUUUCACUGAAACCUGUCGUGCUGUUGUUGCUGGGAAUAAAAUCCUGUAUAUUAUUAUUGUUCUGUAGGACGUCCCGGUCUGCUGCUAACCCAGGAAAACUCUGUAAAACCAGAGGUCUCAGACAGGAGAAUUCUUCCUGAAGUAGUCCGUCCACCACUGAAGUUUUCCACUGCUGUUAGAACAACCGAGAACCGUGCACGUCCUCCCGGGUUCCUCAACAUCAUUAAGAAAGAAGCAGUGGUGUUAAGAAAAUGAUGGAUUCUCUUCAGUUACUUCUAACAGGCACAAUGAGCCACCGCAGACAUGGUGGACGCUCUACUUCCGGUGUUUGCUCGGAUUAGUCUGAAGGAUUGUUUCGUAUAAUGUGACUGCAGAAACACCCCAAACAGAAAGAUGCUAAAUACUCUGCAGGUGGGCAGUCGGGCUCCAGGGGUCUUUAUUUGUUGGGCUGGAAAGGGAAUCAGAAAAAAGGCUGGUUGAUAAAGUAAACGUUCCUGGUCAGGCGGAGCUAAACUCACUCAGCUUAUUUAAGAUAAAAGGACUUAAAAUAAGAAAUGUGGUGUCCUGAACAGAUCUCCAUCAUGUGGGGCUUCCAUGAACCAAACGUCUUUUAGUUUUUAUGGAUGAAAUAAAUUUUUAAACGAUGUUGACUUGUCUGAGU